This is a messenger RNA of Manihot esculenta (cassava), 1915 nucleotides long. Its product is annotated as ankyrin repeat-containing protein ITN1-like. Gene Ontology annotation, molecular function: protein phosphatase 1 binding; protein phosphatase regulator activity. Gene Ontology annotation, cellular component: plasma membrane. The coding region runs from base 443 to 1915 and encodes 490 amino acids. The record is from RefSeq and is a predicted model, not a curated record. The transcript is spliced from 3 exons. Lineage: Eukaryota; Viridiplantae; Streptophyta; Magnoliopsida; Malpighiales; Euphorbiaceae.
UAUACUUCUGAAACCUGAACAUACUUUUCCAGCCUUAAGCCUAGCACAAAAAGGAAAUGGAUCCAAGGCUUUUAGAAGCCAUUCAGGAAAAUGAUAAAGUUGUCUUUGAAAUAUUAGUUCAGGAAGACAAACGAGUGCUUCAACAACGAUCAUCGGAUUCCUCUAACACAUCUCUGCACUAGGCAAUAAUAAAAGGGAAAACAGAAAUAGCUAGAGCAAUUUUAGAGCUGUGUCCUGACUUGGUUUCAGCUCAGAAUAUUCGAGGGGAUACUCCUCUCCAUGAGGCCUGUCGAGUAGGAAAAGCUGAUAUUGUGACGUUGCUGUUAGAGACCAAGCCAAUGGAAGCCACUCAACUUAACUACAACAACGAGAGUGCGUUUUCAUAGCUUGUAGCCGAAGGCAUCUUGGUGUAGUUAAUCUCCUGCUCAACCAAAGUUGGCUAAUGGACAUUGAAGAAGCUAGAUACCCUUCAAAUGCUUUGCACCAAUCAGUGUCAAGAGCAGACAGAAGAGUUGUGAGAGCAAUAUUGGAAGCGAGGCCAAGUUUUGCUUGGAAAUGUGACCAGGAUGGGUGUUUACCGCUUCACUGCGCUUGUGAAAAGAGUAGCUUGGAGAUGACAAAAAUCCUUUUAGAGUAUGCCCCCCAAAGUAGUAUGGUACUUAAUAACAAAGGGUAUGUACCAUUGCAUUUGGCGGCAAUGAAUGGUUGUGCUCCCAUCAUCCGUGAAUUUCAGUCGAGAGCUCCCGAAUGUUUCAAUUUAUUCACACAACAGGGGGAUUCUGUAGUUCACCUUGCUGUUAAAUCCGGCAGCUUCGAUGCCUUCAUUGUCAUGAGGGAUGUUUUUACAACCAUACCUCACUUCCUCCUCGUCCGAGACCAACACGAUAAUACAGUCUUACAUCUUGCUAUAUCCACAGGCUGCUAUAAAAUUGCAGAGUACUUAAUCAAGGUUAAACUGUUGGAUCUCAAUGCCCAAAAUUACUCGGGUCUCACAGCACUGGACAUACUCGAAGAGGUAGCUUUCCCUGAUGAAGAAAAAUGGAGUCUUGCAAACUUGUUAGUUAAAGCCGGUGGUAAACGUAGCAUUGUGAUCUCUUCGACAUCACUAGUUAGAGAAAGUAAUGACAAUGGAAUGGAGCACAAGGAUAUUAAAUCACCUGCUUCUUCUAACGGCGCCACAACGACUCACAAUUCACAACCAAGUGGAGCUGCUGCUCAAACAAAUUAUAAUACGACAAGAUCUGAAAAGAACAAAAAACCAACGCAAAAGGAACUAGCUAGACACACUAGUGAUCACCUAAGAAAGAUGCAGAUAGAAGCACUACAAAAUUCGAGGAACACCAUCAUAGUAGUCGCUGUUUUAAUUGCAACAGUAAGUUUUGCUGCUGGGAUAAAUCCUCCUGGUGGUGUCUACCAGGAUGGACCAAUGAAAGGGAAAUCAAUACUAGCCAGAGCAACAGCUUUCAAGGUGUUUGAAAUAAGCAACACUUUUGCAUUGUUCACCUCUCUUUCAGUUGUCAUUACUCUCAUCAGGAUCAUCCCUUUUCGAAGAAAACCGCUGGUGAGAGUGCUAAAGAUUGCUGACAGGGUCAUGUGGGUAGCAGUUUUGUGCAUGGGAAUCAGUUUUCUAGCAGCAACUUGGGUGAUCACACCACAUAGUGGAGGCACCGAAUGGAUGCCUGUGUUGGCAACGGCUGCGGGUGGCAGCGCGCUGGGAGCGACCUUUAUUGUUAUAGCUGUGAUUUUUGCUAUUCAUUGGCAGCGGAAAAGGAUGUGGAGGAAGAAAAGGACAGAAGGAAAGGUAGAAGAGCAACCAGUUGAGCAAUUUGCAGUAGAGGAAUUAGAGAUAAAGAUCCUUGGAAGCGCAAAGUCAGACAUUGCACCCAAUUACGGUUUAGGAUAUCACACAUAUUGA